This is a messenger RNA of Myotis daubentonii (Daubenton's bat), 2996 nucleotides long. Its product is annotated as serine/arginine repetitive matrix protein 1-like. NCBI's taxonomy places the organism in Eukaryota, Metazoa, Chordata, Mammalia, Chiroptera, Vespertilionidae. The record is from RefSeq and is a predicted model, not a curated record. The transcript has 3 exons. Bases 1 to 1482 code for a protein of 493 amino acids.
AUGGAUCAAGACACUGCAUUUCCACUUUUCAAGGCACCAGCACAACACUGGAGAUUCACCUACAAGCCAUCCACGAAUAAACAAAGGAGAUCUCUGGCAGGGGAGGGAGAGGAAGAAGCGGGGGAAGGAGACGUCAGAUCCUUCCCCAGCCAGAAAGUACCGAGACAGCCAACAGAGCAGAGCUGUCCUCCGACCUCCGCGAAGAGAAUUCACUCCUGUGAUUUCCACUCCACCAAAAAAAAGGGGGGUGGGGGGGACACAGGCGGUUGCCAAUUCAAUCAUAGCAAACUCCGCAUCUGUACAGAUCGGGAUUUUAAUUCUCCAGCACUCGCUGCCAGAACUUGCCUCUUCACGCCCCGUCGUUUCACAGUUGUUUUGCUUCUGCGAAGUUUUCGAAGCCGGCCUCGACAGGAGGUUAGAAACCUGCCUCCUCCCUCUCUCCCUCGCAGCUUCCAGGCUACUGCCAGCCUCCCACCGGAACGCACCCACCCCGCCCCCGCCCCCGGGCCUCCCGAGGCCUCCAUCACCGUCCCGGAGUCUCUCUUCCCGCCUCAAACUUCCCACAGACCCGCCCCGCGCCCUCCCAGGCUCGCCCCGGCCGCCGCCCCCUCCCCCUCGCCGCCGCUCCCCACGUGCAGGGCGCCCGGGCCGCGGUGGGAUCGCUGCACCAGCCACCGGCUCGCUGCGGGGGCCUCGCAGCUCUCCCCUCGCGGCCCCGUCCGCCCCAGGCCAACCCCACGCCGAGAAGGCCCGGGAUCGGCCGCCCGGCCGCCCGGCUGCCAGUCCGCCAGGCGCGAGGAUGCGCUCCGCGGCGCCGGCCUGCGCUCGCCACUCACACGCCCCCUAAGCGCCCAGCCCGUCCGCCGCCGCCGCCGCCGGCCUUCGAAGAGCUGCUCGGCCUUCGCCCGGCGUCCGGCCGCUGGGCCGCCGCCCGGGCACCGCGCUGCCUCCGCCCUCCGCCCGGCGGGUUCCCGUCCUCCCCGCCACAUCCUGACCCGCCCGCCCGCCCGCCGCUCCCUUUCUUACCGGCUGGCGUGCAGGAUUCGCGGGGCGGAGGGAGACGACUCGGCUCGGCGGUCUCCCCCGCGCCCGGGCCCGCGGUCUCUUCAGCCGAGUGAGUCCUCAGGCUCCAGGCGUCUCGGGCACCAACGGCGAGGGCAGCAAGAGCGACAAGUAACCAGCCGUCGUCGUCGUCGCCGCGGCCACGCGCGCGCUCCCGUUCCCGCCGCUUAUCGGCUCUCAGAAGCCGCCAUGACGCCGAGAGAGCGAGAGCGCAACCGUCCCGGUCGUAGCCGUCUCCGCCGCCACAGCCACCGAGGUCGCCGUCGCCUCCGCCUCCCGCGCGACGUAAGCUCCGCGGCUCACUCCCCUUCCUCACUCAGCGCGAGGCAAGCUGGCGGGCGAGCGGGCGCGAGCACGUCGAACCCUCCGAGCGGCGCGCGGGCGGUGGGAGGGGCUACGUUGUGGAGUCGUAGGGCGUAGGAAGCAAGCGAUUGGCCCGGAGUCCGGGCGGCUUGCGAGUGCGCGCACGCGCGCGGGUGGGAGCGCGCACGCCGACUACGCGGAGGCCGCCGGACUCUGACCACGGCCGUGGGCCGCGGAUCUUGGACUAGGCGCCCUCCCCUUAGCGGCCUUGAGUUGAGUUCCGGGAAGUGGGAGCCGCAGGCUCGCUCCGUGCGGGUAUGGACGCUAUUCGGGACCGUUGCGCCAGGAUGUCGAGGCUGAGAGACUGAGAAGGAAAGAGGAAGCGGAGGGGUGGGGAGGUACAGAAGACUAUGAUGGGGUUCGGGUAGCCGCGAAAGGUUCGCGCUGGGUCAGUCAAGGGUCUGGGUCGAGCGUGGGGUCCGGUCGCCCGGGCCUCGGCCGGGGCUGAGCGCCUGUCGGGAGGCAUGGGGCCGGGGCCGGGGCCGCUGCGUCACACCAGGCAGCCUGGGAACCCAACUGUUGGGCCACUGUGGCCCCCUCCCGCCGCCCCUGCGCCUAAGCGACCUGCCACUGGGGCUCCCCCGGGGGCCUAGGGCUCCGCGUGGGCGGGGCCGCACCUGGGAUGACGGAGGAACAUAGAGACCGAGUUGUUGACAUCCGGUGCCGCUUCUUGAUUUCAUUUUGGGGGCAGUCGAGCCCGGCUCAGGAAAAAACAAACAAAAAAAGGACAACUUUUACAGCCUUUCUAGGUUCCUUCCCUGGAAGGCGGGGUGGAGGGUGCGGUUCAGAAUCGCAACAAAAAAAAGCAAUUUGUAGGACAUUAGUAACUGUCUCAGCUGAAGGUGCUGUAAUUUAGUUGACCGUUUCUUUCAUAACUGUAACCGCGGGCCUCGGAUACAAUCCUUUAAGUGAGUCGUAGGGAACUUUGCAAGCACGGCGGUGCCCUGAUUCACUCUUAGAAAAAAAAUUUUUUUAAAUAAAAAAUAGUUUACACUUCAUUAGUUUUCUGCUCCACAUCGAUCUUGAAUCACUCAAAGUUAAUAAUUUUUGAAACUUUCUAAUCCCAUUCUUCAGUUAUUUGAUUGGAUGUAAAGUCCAUGCGUUUGAAUGUAAUGACUGCAUUUCCAAAGUAAUUCGUUGUGUGGGACAUAGUCAACUUUUAUAAACAGUUUGGUUCAAGGCCUUUAAAAAGAUCUCAAAACGUAUGUGUUCUGUGUAUGGAAGGAUACCUUCAUCUGCACCCUUGGGGCGUAGGGAAAGGCAAAAAGGUACACAUGGUCUACCCGAAAAAAAAUGUAUGUCUGAUCAAUAAAUAGUGAAACAAAAUGGAACACUACUGUACUUUGUAAAAUUAUCCGCGUUCAGCCUCUUGUUUUAUUCCUUACCCCCUAGUUAUCAAAUAGCUAUAAUGCUGAGUUGUGAGGAAUAACUCCAUCUCUCAAGUAGCUGAGUGCUAAUUUUUAAUAUGUUUUUAAAAUGUGAUAAAGGUGACUUAAUGAUAGGAACUUUCUGUGCUUCCUAAUGAUUUCUUUCUUGGAUUACUAGAGUGGUAAGUAAAAAAAAACACGAAA